Messenger RNA from Condylostylus longicornis, 2377 nucleotides. Its product is annotated as zinc finger protein 184-like. The transcript has 3 exons. Lineage: Eukaryota; Metazoa; Arthropoda; Insecta; Diptera; Dolichopodidae. Bases 157 to 2127 code for a protein of 656 amino acids. Gene Ontology annotation, molecular function: RNA polymerase II cis-regulatory region sequence-specific DNA binding; DNA-binding transcription factor activity. Gene Ontology annotation, biological process: regulation of transcription by RNA polymerase II. The record is from RefSeq and is a predicted model, not a curated record.
AUCCAUCGGAAAAAAAUUUGCAAACAAAAUAAUAAAUAUUUUACCAAACCUUUUAUAUUAAAUAAAAGAUAUUUAAUAAAAAUAUAUUCAAGUAUUAAUUACUCAAAAUAAUUGUCUACAUUAUUUAAUGGAUAGAACGCUAUCAACGUUAUAAAAAUGAAUCAAGGAGGUGUUAAUUCAUCAAUACAAAUAAAGAACCUAAAAAACGCUUUUAGUUUUCAUGUUAAAUGUGGUGAAAUAUAUUACUUGCAACCAGUAAAUGAAGUUUUGAUAAUUUGCAAUAUAUGCAAUAAUGAGAAUUUUGAUAAAUAUGAGAGUUUCCUGCAACAUUUUAGUAUUUGUUAUAAGAAAACUCAUAAAGACAUCAACGUUGAUGAUUUUAUGAAUGGAGGUUCCCAGUUGGACGCAUUCAAGAAAGAGAAAUUAGAUUAUCAUAAUAUAGACAUAGCUCCACUACAGUUAUCCGAAAGUGAUGAUGACGAUGACGACGAUGAUGAUGACGAUGAUGACGACGAAAAUGAAGACAAAGAAAAGAAUAAGAAUGGUGAAAAGACAAUACCUACAAUUGAAAUUGAUGAUUCUGAAUCGUCUGAUUCAGAUGAUUCUUCUGAAGAUAGUGUAAAACAAAAAUUGGCAAUUGAACAAACAGUCAAUGCAAUCAGAGAGAAUCUAAAAGAUAAUACAAACAAAAACUCGGUUUGUAAAAAGAUCGUGGAUUUUAAUGUUAUUAAAAAUAUGCAAAGCACAAUCCAACAACAAACUGCACCACCAAAAGAUUCUACGAAAAAUGAAUUGCCUGCAAAAACGGUAAGCUUACCUCAGCCUUCAGAUAGCCAGGUGGAGCCGGAAAAAAUCAGUCAGAAAAUAUUAGAAAGGCAAACCACGUCAAAAAGUACAUCAGAAAUACCCAAACAACUAGAAGAAAUACCAGAAACUUCUGCGAAAGUUUCUGAACAUAGAGUAUCUCAAUUAGAUAUAGUAUCACAAUUAAAUCCAGCUGCUUCUUUUCAGCUGCUUGGAAUCUUGCCUCAAAUUGCAGCUCUUGGAGAGUAUAAAAUACCACUUUUAUCAAACUAUCCCAAUGUUAAAAAACCCAUCAACCCAAAAUAUGUCAAAUCAAAACAAAGACCACACGAAUGUCCUGAAUGUGGAAAAUGCUUUGCACAACGUAUAAAUUUAGUAACGCAUUUUCGUACCCAUACUGGUGAAAAACCUUAUAAAUGCAAUAUGUGUGAUAAUGCUUACCCGCAAAAAAGUAAUUUGGACGCACAUAUGCUAAAACAUACUGGAAUAAGACCAUACGGAUGUGAGGAUUGUGGAAAACGUUUUUUUCAGUUAUCUCAUCUUUUAGCCCAUGAAAGAACGCAUUCGGGCGAAAGACCUUUUAAAUGCACGGAGUGUGAUAGGUGUUUUUCACAAUCAAGUCAUUUAACAAUGCAUUGCCGAAAUACCCACAGUAAUGAGCAUUUAUAUCAAUGUCAUAUAUGUUCAGCAUAUUUUACAAAUCAAACUACAUUAAAUGCGCAUCAACUGACACAUUUAAACGAAACAUUAUUAAAACUUGGUAACAACAGUGAUAUUAGCGGCGGAACUGUUUCGAAUUUAGUACCUAGUAUAAAACAAUACAUAAAUAAUGAACAAAAUUAUUUAAUUAAUAAUCUUAACGCAGAAAAUAAUAAAACAUCUAACGAAAUAAAUAUAGGAAAUAAAAAUAAUGGUAUAUUAAUUCAACCACAACAACAGGAACAACCACAAAAACAACAACAACAACAUCAACAGCAACAAAAUCAAUCCCAAACAAAUAUUAAUACAGAAACUUUAUUAAAACAGGAAUUGCAACAAACGCAAACAAAUUUUAAAGUUUCACCAAACAAAGAUAAUUCAGAUGAUCAAGCGAAACGUUUUGAAUGUGAAUAUUGUCAUAAGAAAUUUUAUCAAUCAAAUCAUUUAGCAAUGCAUCAACGAUCCCAUUCUGGUCAUAAAUUAAAAUCUGAAUCCCCAACAAAAUUAAAAUUUAAAUUCAAACAGAAUGCAUUAGGUUUAAAAAGAAGACACGAAUGUGAUGAUUGUGGUAAAAAAUUUGCUCUUGUCACGGAACUGAAAGUGCAUCAAAAAAAGAAACACUAAAAAGGGGGAAAAAAAUUAAAUAAUAGAAUCAAAUUAAAAAUUACAAAUUUGACAAAAGAAAAAUAGUAAUGAUCAAGUACGUUCCUAGACAUAGAAUAGUGGAUUAAGUUGAAGAUAAAAAUUUUAAAUCGGUCUUAAAGUAAUUAAAUUUUUUAAUUUUAUAAUUUCUUUAAAAUAUAUAUUAAAAUUCUGUAUCCUUUAAACAAAACAAAAAGAAAAAAAGGAUCUCAGUUUAAUUAAUUGAUUUUGA